Messenger RNA from Cooperia oncophora, 414 nucleotides. Lineage: Eukaryota; Metazoa; Nematoda; Chromadorea; Rhabditida; Trichostrongylidae. The record is from the annotation of a GenBank genome assembly.
AUGACUGAUGCUGGAACGUUACUCGGAUAUUCAAUUGUUGUCCUAUUUCAGGUCAUCGCAGAUAGUUCAAAGGAAUCAGUAAAUCUAGGGGACCAUUUCAAUCACAUACCUAUUGAAGUUCUACCGUUUGCUGCUUCAUGUGUGGCGCGCUCUCUGCCGCGAACAGAAGGUGGCACUGCGCAAAUGAGGAUGGCAGCGAAUAAGUGUGGACCCGUGAUAACAGAUAACAACAACUACAUCAUUGAUUGGGCAUUCGAGAAGAAUAAGCCACAUGAUUGGAAAGAAAUCCAACUCAGACUCGCUAACACACCAGGUAUAGUGGAAACAGGUCUAUUCAUUGAUGUAGUUGACAAGGUAUAUUUUGCUUAUCCCGAUGGAAAUGUGAAGGAGGUUGACGCCAAGAAAAAACAUUAG